CGUCCACCAUUCUUCGUUAUCCUUAACCGCUUUUGACAGCUCGGCCAGCUUUCUUAACCGCUUUUGACAGCUCGGCCAGCUUUCCGCUCUCACCCUCUUCUGCAACCCUCCUCAACCACCACUAAUGGCAGCUGACCUUCUUCUCUCUCCUCCCUUCUCCAACAAAACGGUGUGCUUUCAUCACAUGAUGCAGUCUGCCCAUUUGCACAAAGGCAGCACUGCCUUCUCUGUUUGCCUCCCGAAAGAGAAUUGCAGCAUCAAGCUUUUCAUGGUAACUCCAGCAGAACUUUUGCUUCUGUUGGCUCAUUGGAUGGAAACCUGGCAGACCAAGAAAAGCACUUUCAAAGGGAACAAGAAUGAUGGUAUAGACCUACUUCAAGCCAAUUAUGAGGCUGUGAAGGAAAGGAUGAAUGGCGGCGUUAGAGGCAUUGAAGAAGCUGCCACCAUCGACAUCAUAGCUCUAGGAUACAUGGCUAUUGGCGACUUGAAAUUUGUUGAUUCCCUACAGGCUAUGUUGUUGACAGUCUGAAGGAUGGUGAACCGCUUCUGGAUUCAGUCCUCGUGCACAUGGGGAGCAUGUAUUCAACUUUGGGGAUGUUUGAGAAAUGAAUGUCUGCAUACAGGAGGGCUGUCAGUAACAUGGAGAACAUUUACGGUAAGCUCUCUUGUCAAUUUGGAGCUUUUACUACUCGUAACUCAGCUGGCUGUUCCGAAUUGGGUUAUACGACUUCUUAGGUGAAUGAUACUAGGUGGUCAAAUUACUCGAUCUCCUGAAAAUGCGUUAUAAUAAUGUUGUGCAUGAGUAUUAUUUAGUGGACAUAAUCUUACACAAAAUGAAGUCAUGACGUAUGUGACUUUGCACGAUUCCAUUGUGGCUUCACUGAUUGCUGCCUGCAAGAUUGGAGUUUUUUUGUGUGUU
Molecule: messenger RNA, 919 nt
Organism: Pyrus x bretschneideri (Chinese white pear)
Lineage: Eukaryota; Viridiplantae; Streptophyta; Magnoliopsida; Rosales; Rosaceae
Exons: 4
Coding region: 125-529 (134 amino acids)
Source: RefSeq, a predicted model, not a curated record